Messenger RNA from Closterium sp. Yama58-4, 10287 nucleotides. The record is from the annotation of a GenBank genome assembly. Lineage: Eukaryota; Viridiplantae; Streptophyta; Zygnematophyceae; Desmidiales; Closteriaceae.
AUGAGGGGUCUGUUUUUGAGGCGCCUCAAAAAGCAUCUAUCGGGGGUGAACCUUAAUCCAGGGGUGAACCUUAAUCCAGGGGUGAACCUUAAUCCAGGGGUGAACCUUAAUCCGGGGGCGAACCUUAAUCCGGGGGCGAACCUUAAUCCGGGGGCGAACCUUAAUCCGGGGGCGAACCUUAAUCCGGGGGCGAACCUUAAUCCGGGGGCGAACCUUAAUCCGGGGGCGAACCUUAAUCCGGGGGCGAACCUUAAUCCGGGGGCGAACCUUAAUCCGGGGGCGAACCUUAAUCCGGGGGCGAACCUUAAUCCGGGGGCGAACCUUAAUCCGGGGGUGAACCUUCAUCCCGGGGCGAACCUUCAUCCCGGGGCGAACCUUAAUCCGGGGGCGAACCUUAAUCCGGGGGCGAACCUUAAUCCGGGGGCGAACCUUAAUCCGGGGGCGAACCUUAAUCCGGGGGCGAACCUUAAUCCGGGGGCGAACCUUAAUCCGGGGGCGAACCUUCAUCCGGGGGCGAACCUUCAUCCGGAGGCGAACCUUCAUCCAGGAGCGAACCUUAAUCCGGGGGCGAACCUUAAUCCGGGGGCGAACCUUCAUCCGGGGGCGAACCUUCAUCCGGGGGCGAACCUUCAUCCGGGGGCGAACCUUCAUCCGGGGGCGAACCUUCAUCCGGGGGCGAACCUUCAUCCGAGGGCGAACCUUCAUCCGGGGGCGAACCUUCAUCCGGGGGCGAACCCUCUUUCCAUCACCCUGCACGAUUCUCCCGCUUUCCAUCACCCCGCCCCAUUCUCCCUCUUUCCAUCACCUCGCCCCAUUCUCCCUCUUUCCAUCACCCCGCCCCAUUCUCCCUGCUUCCAUCACCUCGCCCCAUUCUCCCGUUUUCCAUCACCCCGCUCCAUUCUCCCUCUUUCCAUCACCCCGCCCCAUUCUCGCGCUUUCCAUCACCCUGCCACAUUCUCCCGCUUUCCAUCACCCCGUCCCAUUCUCCCGCUUUCCAUCAUCCCGCCCCAUUCUCCCGCUUUCCAUCACCCCGCCCCAUUCUAUCGCUUUCCAUCACCCCGCACCAUUCUCCCUCUUUCCAUCACCCCGCCCCAUUCUCCCUCUUUCCAUCACCCCGCCCCAUUCUCCCGCUUUCCAUCACCCCGCCCCAUUCUCCCGAUUUCCAUCACCCCGCCCCAUUCUCCCGCUUUCCAUCACGCCGCCCCAUUCUCCCGCUUUCCAUCACCCCGCCCAAUUCUCCCUCUUUCCAUCACCCUGCCCCAUUCUCCCUCUUUCCAUCACCCCGCCCAAUUCUCCCGCUUUCCAUCACCCCGCCCCAUUCUCCCGCUUUCCAUCACCCCGCCCCAUUCUCUCGCUUUCCAUCACCUCGCCCCAUUCUCCCUCUUUCCAUCACCCCGCCCCAUUCUCCUGCUUUCCAUCACCCCGCCUCAUUCUCCCGCUUUCCAUCACCCGGCCCCAUUCUCCCGCUUUCCAUCACCCGCCCCAUUCUCCCGCUUUCCAUCACCCCGCCCCAUUCUGCCGCUUUCCAUCAACCCGCCCCAUUCUCCCGCUUUCCAUCACCCCGCCCCAUUCUCCCGCUUUCCAUCACCCCGCCCCAUUCUUCCGCUUUCCAUCACCCCGCCCCAUUCUCCCGCUUUCCAUCACCCCACCCCAUUCUCCCGCUUUCCAUCACCCCGCCCCAUUCUCCCGCUUUCCAUCACCCCGCCCCAUUCUCCCGCUUUCCAUCACCCCGCCCCAUUCUCCCGCUUUCCAUCACCCCGCCCCAUUCUCCCGCUUUCCAUGACCCCGCCCCAUUCUCCCUCUUUCCAUCACCCCACCCCAUUCUCACUCUAUCCAUCACCCCGCCCAAUUCUCCCGCUUUCCAUCACCCCGCCCCAUUCUUCCGCUUUCCAUCACCCCGCCCCAUUCUCCCGCUUUCCAUCACCCCGCCCCAUUCUCCCGCUUUCUAUCACCCCGCCCCAUUCUCCCGCUUUCCAUCACCCCGCCCCAUUCUCCCGCUUUCCAUCACCCCACUCCAUUCUCCCGCUUUCCAUCACCCCGCCCCAUUCUCCCGCUUUCCAUCACCCCGCCCCAUUCUCCCUCUUUCCAUCACCCCGCCCCAUUCUCCCGCUUUCCAUCACCUCGCCCCAUUCUCCCGCUUUCCAUCACCUCGCCCAAUUCUCCCGCUUUCCAUCAUCCCUCCCCAUUCUCCCUCUUUCCAUCACCCCGGCCCAUUCUCCCUCUUUCCAUCACCCCGCCCCGUUCUCCCGCUUUCUAUCACCCCGCCCCAUUCUCCCUCUUUCCAUCACCCCGCACGAUUCUCCCGCUUUCCAUCACCCCGCCCCAUUCUCCCUCUUUCUAUCACCCCGCCCCAUUCUCCCUCUUUCCAUCACCCCGCCCCAUUCUCCCUGCUUCCAUCACCUCGCCCCAUUCUCCCGUUUUCCAUCACCCCGCUCCAUUCUCCCUCUUUCCAUCACCCCGCCCCAUUCUCGCGCUUUCCAUCACCCCGCCCCAUUCUCCCUUUCCAUCACCCCGCCCCAUUCUCCCUCUUUCCAUCACCCCGCCCCAUUCUCCCUCUUUCCAUCACCCCGCCCCAUUCUCCCGCUUUCCAUCACCCCGCCCCAUUCUCCCGAUUUCCAUCACCCCGCCCCAUUCUCCCGCUUUCCAUCUCCCCGCCCCAUUCUCCCGCUUUCCAUCACCCUGCCCCAUUCUCCCACUUUCCAUCACCCCGCCCCAUUCUCCCGCUUUCCAUCACCCCGCCCCGUUCUCCCUCUUUCCAUCACCCCGCCCCAUUCUCCCGCUUUCCAUCACGCCGCCCCAUUCUCCCGCUUUCCAUCACCCCGCCCCAUUCUCCCUCUUUCCAUCACCCUGCCCCAUUCUCCCUCUUUCCAUCACCCCGACCCAUUCUCCCGCUUUCCAUCACCCUGCCCCAUUCUCCCGCUUUCCAUCACCCCGCCCCAUUCUCCCGCUUUCCAUCAACCCGCCCCAUUCUCCCGCCUUCCAUCACCCCGCCCCAUUCUCCCGCUUUCCAUCACCCCGCCCCAUUCUUCCGCUUUCCAUCACCCUGCCCCAUUCUCCCGCUUUCCAUCACCCCACCCCAUUCUCCCGCUUUCCAUCACCCCGCCCCAUUCUCCCGCUUUCCAUCACCCCGCCCCAUUCUCCCGCUUUCCAUCACCCCGCCCCAUUCUCCCGCUUUCCAUCACCCCGCCCCAUUCUCCCGCUUUCCCUCACCCCGCCCCAUUCUCCCGCUUCCCAUCACCCAUCCCCAUUCUCUCUGUACCAUCACCCCGCCCCAUUCUCCCUCUUUCCAUCACCCCGCCGCAUUCUCCCUCUUUCCAUCACCGCGCCCGAUUCUCCCGCUUUCCAUCACCCCGCCCCAUUCUUCCGCUUUCCAUCACCCCGCCCCAUUCUCCUGCUUUCCAUCACCCCGCCCCAUUCUCCCGCUUUCCAUCACCCUGCCCCAUUCUCCCGCUUUCUAUCACCCCGCCCCAUUCUCCCGCUUUCCAUCACCCCGCCCCAUUCUCCCGCUUUCCAUCACCCCGCCCCAUUCUCCCGCUUUCCAUCACCCCGGCCCAUUCUCCCGCUUUCCAUCACCCCGCCCCAUUCUCCCGCUUUCCAUCACCCCGCCCCAUUCUCCCUUUCCAUCACCCCGCCCCAUUCUCCCGCUUUCCAUCACCCCGCCCCAUUCUCCCUCUUUCCAUCACCCCGCCCCAUUCUCUCGCUUUCCAUCACAUCGCCAUAUUCUCCCGUUUUCCAUCACCCCGCUCCAUUUUCCCGCUCUCCAUCACCUCAGCCCAUUCUCCCGCUUUCCAUCACCCCGCCCCAUUCUCCCUCUUUCCAUCACCCCGCCCCAUUCUCCCUCCUUCCAUCACCCCGCCCCAUUCUCCCGUUUUCCAUCACCCCGCCCCAUUCUCCCUCUAUCCAUCACCCCGCCCCAUUCUCCCUCUUUCCAUCACCCCGCCCCAUUCUCCCACUUUCCAUCACCCCGCCCCAUUCUCCCGCUUUCCAUCACCCCGCCCCAUUCUCCCGCUUUCCAUCACCCCACCCCAUUCUCCCGCUUUCCAUCACCCCGCCCCAUUCUCCCGCUUUCCGUCACCCCGCCCCAUUCUCCCGCUUUCCAUCACCCCGCCCCAUUCUCCCGCUUUCUACCACCCCGCCCUAUUCUCCCUCUUUCCAUCACCCCGGCCCAUUCUCCCUCUUUCCAUCACCCCGCCCCAUUCUCCCGCUUUCCAUCACCCCGCCCCAUUCUCCCUCUUUCCAUCACCCCGCCCCAUUCUCCCGCUUUCCAUCACCCCGCCCCAUUCUCCCGCUUUCCAUCACCCCGCCCCAUUCUCCCUCUUUCCAUCACCCCGCUCCAUUCUCCCGCUUUCCAUCACCCCGCCCAAUUCUCCCUCUUUCCAUCACCCCUCCCCAUUCUCCCUCUUUCCAUCACCCCGCCCCAUUCUCCCGCUUUCCACCACCCCGCCCCAUUCUCCCGCUUUCCAUCACCCCGCCCCAUUCUCCCUCUUUCCAUCACCCCACCCCAUUCUCCCGCUCUCCAUCACCCCGCCCCAUUCUCCCUCUUUCCAUCACCCCGCCCCAUUCUCCCUCUUUCCAUCACCCUGCCUCAUUCUCCCGCUUCCCAUCACCCCGCCCCAUUCUCCCGCUUUCCAUCACCCCGCCCCAUUCUCCCGCUUUCCAUCACCCCGCCCCAUUCUCCCGAUUUCCAUCACCCCGCCCCAUUCUCCCUCUUUCCAUCACCCCGCCCCAUUCUCCCUCUUUCCAUCACCCCGCCCCAUUCUCCCGCUUUCCAUCACCCCGCCCCAUUCUCCCUCUUUCCAUCACCCCGCCCCAUUCUCCCGCUUUCCAUCACCCCGCCCCAUUCUCCCUCUUUCCAUCACCCCGCCCCAUUCUCCCGCUUUCCAUCACCCCGCCCCAUUCUCCCGCUUUCCAUCACCCCGCCCCAUUCUCCCUUUCCAUCACCCCGCCCCAUUCUCCCGCUUUCCAUCACCCCGCCCCAUUCUCCCUCUUUCCAUCACCCCGCCCCAUUCUCUCGCUUUCCAUCACAUCGCCAUAUUCUCCCGCUUUCCAUCACCCCGCUCCAUUCUCCCGCUUUCCAUCACCUCGCCCAAUUCUCCCUCUUUCCAUCACCCCGCCCCAUUCUCCCUCUUUCCAUCACCCGCCCCAUUCUCCCGCUUUCCAUCACCCCGCCCCAUUCUCCCGCCUUCCAUCACCCCGCCCCAUUCUCCCUCUUUCCAUCACCCCGCUCCAUUCUCCCGCUUUCCAUCACCCCGCACCAUUCUCCCGCUUUCCAUCACCCCUCCCCAUUCUCCCUCUUUCCAUCACCCCGCCCCAUUCUCCCGCUUUCCAUCACCCCGCCCCAUUCUCCUGCUUUCCAUCACCCCGCCCCAUUCUCCCUCUUUCCAUCACCCCGCCCCAUUCUCCCGCUUUCCAUCACCCCGCCCCAUUCUCCCUCUUUCCAUCACCCCGCCCCAUUCUCCCUCUUUCCAUCACCCUGCCCCAUUCUCCCUCUUUCCAUCACCCCGCUCCAUUCUCCCGCUUUCCAUCACCCCGCCCCAUUCUCCCGCUUUCCAUCACCCCGCCCCAUUCUCCCGCUUUCCAUCACCCGCCCCAUUCUCCCGCUUUCCAUCACCCCGUCCCAUUCUCCCGAUUUCCAUCACCCCGCCCCAUUCUCCCGCCUUCCAUCACCCCGCCCCAUUCUCCUGCUUUCCAUCACCCCGCCCAAUUCUCCCUCUUUCCAUCACCCCGCCCCAUUCUCCCGCUUUCCAUCACAUCGCCAUAUUCUCCCGCUUUCCAUCACCCCGCUCCAUUUUCUCGCUCUCCAUCACCUCGCCCAAUUCUCCCUCUUUCCAUCACCCCUCCCCAUUCUCCCUCUUUCCAUCACCCCGCCCCAUUCUCCCGCUUUCUAUCACCCCGCCCCAUUCUCCCUCUUUCCAUCACCCCGCCCCAUUCUCCCUCUUUCCAUCACGCCGCCCCAUUCUCCCGCUUUCCAUCACCUCGCCCCAUUCUCCCGCUUUCCAUCACCCCGCCCCAUUCUCCCGUUUUCCAUCACCCCGCCCCAGUCGCCCGCUUUCCAUCACCCCGCCCCAUUCUCCCGCUUUCCAUCACCCCGCCUCAUUCUCCCGCUUUCCAUCACCCCGCCCCAUUCUCCCAAUUUCCAUCACCCCGCCCCAUUCUCCCGCUUUCCAUCACCCUGCCCCAUUCUCCCGCUUCCCAUCACCCAGCCCCAUUCUCCCGCUUUCCAUCAUCCCUCCCCAUUCUCCCGCUUUCCAUCACCCCGCCCGAUUCUCCCGCUUUCCAUCACCCCGCCCCAUUCUCCCGAUUUCCAUCACCCCGCCCCAUUCUCCCUCUUUCCAUCACCCCGCCCCAUUCUCCCUGCUUCCAUCACCCCGUCCCAUUCUCCCGCUUUCCAUCACCUCGCCCCAUUCUCCCGCUUUCCAUCACCCCGCCCCAUUCUCCCUCUUUCCAUCACCCCGCCCCAUUCUCCCUCCUUCCAUCACCCCGCCCCAUUCUCCCGUUUUCCAUCACCUCGCCCCAUUCUCCCGCUAUACAUUACCCCGCCCCAUUCUCCCUCUUUCCAUCACCCCGCCCCAUUCUCCCGCUUUCCAUCACCCCGCCCCAUUCUCCCUCUUUCCAUCACCCCAUUCUCCCGCUUUCCAUCACCCCGCCCCAUUCUCCCACUUUCCAUCACCCCGCCCCAUUCUCCCGCUUUCCAUCACCCCGCCCCAUUCUUCCGCUUUCCAUCACCCCACCCCAUUCUCCCGCUUUCCAUCACCCCGCCCCAUUCUCCCGCUUUCCGUCACCCCGCCCCAUUCUCCCGCUUUCCAUCACCUUCAUCCAGGGGCGAACCUUCAUCCGGGGGCGAACCUUCAUCCGGGGGCGAACCUUCAUCCGGGGGCGAACCUUCAUCCGGGGGCGAACCUUCAUCCGGGGGCGAACCUUCAUCCGGGGGCGAACCUUCAUCCGGGGGCGAACCUUCAUCCGGGGGCGAACCUCAAUCCGAGGGCGAACCUUAAUCCGGGGGCGAACCUUAAUCCGGGGGCGAACCUUAAUCCGGGGGCGAACCUUAAUCCGGGGGCGAACCUUAAUCCGGGGGCGAACCUUAAUCCGGGGGCGAACCUUAAUCCGGGGGCGAACCUUAAUCCGGGGGCGAACCUUAAUCCGGGGGCGAACCUUAAUCCGGGGGCGAACCUUAAUCCGGGGGCGAACCUUAAUCCGGGGGCGAACCUUAAUCCGGGGGCGAACCUUAAUCCGGGGGCGAACCUUCAUCCGGGGGCGAACCUUCAUCCGAGGGCGAACCUUAAUCCGGGGGCGAACCUUAAUCCGGGGGCGAACCUUAAUCCGGGGGCGAACCUUAAUCCGGGGGCGAACCUUAAUCCGGGGGCGAACCUUAAUCCGGGGGCGAACCUUAAUCCGGGGGCGAACCUUAAUCCGGGGGCGAACCUUAAUCCGGGGGCGAACCUUAAUCCGGGGGCGAACCUUAAUCCGGGGGCGAACCUUAAUCCGGGGGCGAACCUUAAUCCGGGGGCGAACCUUAAUCCGGGGGCGAACCUUAAUCCGGGGGCGAACCUUAAUCCGGGGGCGAACCUUAAUCCGGGGGCGAACCUUAAUCCGGGGGCGAACCUUGAUCCGGGGGCGAACCUUGAUCCGGGGGCGAACCUUCAUCGGGGGGCGAACCUUGAUCCAGGGGGGCGAACCUUCAUCCGGGGGCGAACCUUCAUCCGGGGGCGAACCUUCAUCCGGGGGCGAACCUUCAUCCGGGGGAGAACCUUCAUCCGGGGGCGAACCUUCAUCCGAGGGCGAACCUCCAUCCGGGGGCGAACCUUAAUCCGGGGGCGAACCUUCAUCUGGGGGCGAACCUUAAUCCGGGGGCGAACCUCCAUCCGGGGGCGAACCUCCAUUCGGGGGCGAACCUUCCAUGUCAAACCUGACCUCAAACCUGACCUCAAACCUGACGUCAAACCUGACCUCAAACCUGACGUCAAACCUGACCUCAAACCUGACCUCAAACCUGACCUCAAACCUGACGUCAAACCUGAUGUCAAACCUGACCUCAAACCUGACCUCAAACCUGACCUCAAACCUGACCUCAAACCUGACCUCAAACCUGACCUCAAACCUGACGUCAAACCUGACGUCAAACCUGACCUCAAACCUGACCUCAAACCUGACCUCAAACCUGACAUCAAACCUGACCUCAAACCUGACCUCAAACCUGACGUCAAACCUGACCUCAAACCUGAUGUCAAACCUGACUCCAAACCUGACCUCAAACCUGACCUCAAACCUGACGUCAAACCUGACCUCAAACUUGACGUCAAACCUGACGUCAAACCUGACGUCAAACCUGACGUCAAACCUGACGUCAAACCUGACCUCAAACCUGACCUCAAACCUGACCUCAAACCUGACCUCAAACCUGACCUCAAACCUGACCUCAAACCUGACGUCAAACCUGACCUCAAACCUGACCUCAAACCUGACCUCAAACCUGACCUCAAACCUGACGUCAAACCUGACGUCAAACCUGACGUCAAACCUGACGUCAAACCUGACGUCAAACCUGACCUCAAACCUGACGUCAAACCUGACCUCAAACCUGACGUCAAACCUGACCUCAAACCUGACCUCAAACCUGACCUCAAACCUGACCUCAAACCUGACCUCAAACCUGACCUCAAACCUGACCUCAAACCUGACGAAAAACCUGACGUCAAACCUGACGUCAAACCUGACCUCAAACUUGACUUCAAACCUGGCGCCAAACCUGACCUCAAACUUGACGUCAAACCUGACCUCAAACCUGACGUCAAACCUGACGUCAAACCUGACCUCAAACCUGACGUCAAACCUGACCUCAAACCUGACCUCAAACCUGACGUCAAACCUGACGUCAAACCUGACGUCAAACUGGACCUCAAACCUGACGUCAAACCUGACCUCAAACCUGACGUCAAACCUGACCUCAAACCUGACGUCAAACCUGGCCUCAAACUCGACGUCAAACCUGACGUCAAACCUGACCUCAAACCUGACGUCAAACCUGACCUCAAACCUGACCUCAAACCUGACGUCAAACCUGACCUCAAACCUGACCUCAAACCUGACCUCAAACCUGACGUCAAACCUGACCUCAAACCUGACCUCAAACCUGACCUCAAACCUGACGUCAAACCUGACCUCAAACCUGAUGUCAAACCUGACCUCAAACCUGACGUCAAACCUGACGUCAAACCUGACCUCAAACCUGACGUCAAACCUGACGUCAAACCUGACGUCAAACCUGACCUCAAACCUGACGUCAAACCUGACCUCAAACCUGACGUCAAACCUGACGUCAAACCUGACGUCAAACCUGACCUCAAACCUGACGUCAAACCUGACCUCAAACCUGACCUCAAACCUGACCUCAAACCUGACCUUAGACCUGACCUCAAAAUUGACCUCAAACCUGACCUCAAACCUGACCUCAAACCUGACCUCAAACCUGACCUCAAACCUGACCUCAAACCUGACGUCAAACCUGACCUCAAACCUGACGUCAAACCUGACCUCAAACCUGACCUCAAACCUGACCUCAAACCUGACGUCAAACCUGACGUCAAACCUGACCUCAAACCUGACGUCAAACCUGACGUCAAACCUGACCUCAAACUAGAUGUCAAACCUGACCUCAAACCUGACCUCAAACCUGACGUCAAACCUGACCUCAAACUCGAUGUCAAACCUGACCUCAAACCUAACGUAAACCUAACACCUGACCUCAAAAUUGACCUCAAACCUGACCUCAAACCUGACCUCAAACCUGACCUCAAACCUGACGUCAAACCUGACCUCAAACCUGACGUCAAACCUGACCUCAAACCUGACCUCAAACCUGACCUCAAACCUGACGUCAAACCUGACGUCAAACCUGACCUCAAACUUGACGUCAAACCUGACCUCAAACCUGACGUCAAACCUGACCUCAAUCCUGACCUCAAACCUGACGUAAAACCUGACUUUAAACCUGACCUCAAACCUGACGUCAAACCUGACCUCAAACCUGACGUCAAACCUGACCUCAAACUUGACGUCAAACCUGACCUCAAACCUGACAUCAAACCUGACGUCAAACCUGACCUCAAACUUGACGUCAAACCUGACCUCAAACCUGACCUCAAAAAUGACGUCAAACCUGACUUCAAACGUGACAUCAAACAUGACCUUAAACCUAUUUUCCCAUCAGUUUCCCCAUCAGUUUCCAAUCAGUUUCCCAUCAGUUUCCCAUCAGUUUCCCCAUCAGUUUCCCAUCAGUUUCCCCAUUAG